UCAGGAACAAAGACCAUGCCAAGCUCAAGUGGCAGAUCCAGCCGAAGGAACGGCAGUAAGUAAAUAGCUAUACCUUGAAACCUUGCGCUGACACUGGUGACGGCAACGACAUGCCGCCGCUUUCACGCUCUUCUCGCAGCGUUACAAGCGGCCAAAGCUCUGGGGGCACGUCCUCUCACCGAAGCUCGUCGCGGGCCCCGUCCGCCAGCCGAAGCUCCAGGGACACGUCCCCUCACCGAGGCUCGUCCCGGGCCCCGUCCGUUAGCCGAAGCUCCAGGGACACGUCUCCUCGCCGAAGCUCUGGGGGCACGUCCUCUCACCGAAGCUCGUCCCGGGCUCCGUCCGUCAGCCGAAGCUCUGCGGUAACGUCCUCCGACCGAGGCUCUGCGACCCCGUCCGUCAGCCAAAGCUCUGCGGUAACGUCCUCCAGCCGAAGCUCGUCCCGGGCCCCGUCUGUCAGCCGAAGCUCUGGGGGAACGCCCUCUCACCGAAGCUCGUCCCGGCCCCCGUCUGCGAGCCGAAUCUCUGCGGUAACGUCCUCCAGUGUCACCUCGUCCCGGGCCCCUUCCACCAGCCGAAGCUCUGCGGUAACGUCCUCCGACCGAGGCUCCAGGGACACGUCCUCUGGCCGAAGCUCGUCCUCCAGAGUCUCGUCCGCCAGCGGCUCGUCCGAGGCCACGUUGCGCGCAGAGUCUGUCCUGCCGGACCGCACGCGUCUCUCUACAAUCAGCGAGUGGAUUGAAGACGGUCCCAUGCGUGCCGACGCCAUUGUUCCCCGCCCCGCCACCGAUUACGACCCUGAACCUUCCCGCUCGAGCGGCACCUGUUUGGCGUGUUCUCGCAACCAACCUAGAGUUUCGCUCUCCACCGAACCCCACAGGCGCAAUUGGCUCCCUGCAAACGUGGCAAGACUCAUCCUGGACCGCAUCCGAGAACUGGACGCCCAAGGCCGCCGCGUCGUUCGCGUGGAAGCGGCGCGUCAGGACACUCAGUGCUGCUGCGGCAGAUGUCUGGUAUUUUGCUUUAACACUUGGUGCCCCGGCUGCAUGGAGGACUUGGAGACACUCCAUAUCCCGUACUGGGUGCUCUUGGCCAUGGACGACUUUGGAAGCUGUGAAAGCCGCAGCUCGCGCUACGGAGACGGUGGGAGCCGUAUCGAAAGCACCACUGGCAGCUCGCGCUACGGAAGCAGUGGAAGCCGCCUCGGAAGUGUCAGUGGUGGCUCGUGCGUCGGAUCCGAGACGUCUUGUUCCUUGCUGCGUCCUGAGUAAGGACCGGGGAACGGAUAUCCUAUGAACUGGCUUUUGGAUGACUUGGGCGAAGAUGGGAAAUUGAUACGUAUGGUGGGAAAUCGGCAGGAUGGGAAAUUGAUAUGACGGGAAAUCGGCAGGAUGGGAAAUUGAUAUGAUGGGAAACUGGUAGGAUGGGAAAUUGGUGUUAUUGUCU
Emericellopsis atlantica is the source of this 1446-nucleotide messenger RNA. RefSeq lists its product as uncharacterized. Bases 111 to 1271 code for a protein of 386 amino acids. The record is from RefSeq and is a predicted model, not a curated record. Lineage: Eukaryota; Fungi; Ascomycota; Sordariomycetes; Hypocreales; Bionectriaceae. The transcript has a single exon.